Messenger RNA from Ascochyta rabiei, 1128 nucleotides. RefSeq lists its product as uncharacterized. The record is from RefSeq and is a predicted model, not a curated record. Bases 1 to 1128 code for a protein of 375 amino acids. The transcript has 3 exons. Lineage: Eukaryota; Fungi; Ascomycota; Dothideomycetes; Pleosporales; Didymellaceae.
AUGCAUACGACUUUCUUGAUUGGUUCUGCACUGUUUUCACGCAGCCUUGCGGCUAUCCUCACACCAUCAGCUGCUGCGUCGGAUCCAACUAUCACUCCUGGCCCAGAGAUCGAGCUUUUGAGAAAGCAGAAUGACGACCGGUAUAUGGGGUGGCUGUCCUACGACGGUGUCUGGUCGACUCAACGGUGUGACGCAGGCGCUACCUACUUCCAGACCGGCGGCCACUGGAGAUGUUGCGCAACGACAGCCGCUGGCUGCGAUAUACCUCAGGCCUGUGUGAAUGGAAACUUGGUCUACAGUAUCAGCAGCACAGCUCUAACAAUCCCAUGUACCUCUGCCUACUCUGCUUUGACAGAUAGAUCAUUCACUGUCUGCAACACUGCUUUCAUGUACGAGAACCAGCAGGACUCAAGCCCUCAGACCAAUGUGAACUGCGGUGUCAGUAGCCUCAACUGGUCAUACUACCGUGUGCAGCCCGAGGACGCGAAGACCACAUCCGCAUCCUCCGCUCCUCGAUCCACCACAGCGGCAAUUACCUCAGACGGCAGUGGCGACAACGCGCCUGCGAACCCAACGCUCAUCCCACAAGCCACAAAGAAGAAAUCUUCCAGCAAAGCCUGGAUAGCCGGCGUCGUCGUCGGUCCCAUCAUCGGCCUCGCACUCAUCGGCUUCCUGGCCUGGUUCUGCAUCCGGCGCAGAAAGCGCUCCAACACCACUGCCACCGCCGCAGCACCACCACCAAGCACCUACAACACGCAUCCCCAGCCCGUAGCACCCACCGGCCCCGCUUCACCACCGCAGUACUACCCGCCGCCCAUGCAGCAAACACAAGCAGCCAGCACAGUACCCUUUGGCGUCGCCGACGCAAAAUACACCCCCCAAUCACCCACCAGCCCGGUUCCCAGCCCGCCGGCCACGUACGGCACACAACCGCAAUGGCCACAGCAGGGCGGCCACGCGGGACCGGGUCAGCCCGUGUACAACGCCCCCAGCCCGAGUAUGAGCCCCCCACCGCAGGGCGCAUAUGCGGAGAACAGCACGCCCUAUCAGCAGCCACAGGCCCAUGAGGCAAGGCCGUUUUCUAGUGAAUUGGAUGGGAGUUCACAGGUGUUGCCCAAGCAUUCCUGA